AUCGCAAUCGGAAACUAUGGACGCAUUACAAGCCAUGAAUGAGGCGCCACUUAAGGCCGUAUUUUUGGGACAUUUUAUGUUAAUUAGUUGGUGUCUUGUGGGCAGUUGGCUACCGAAUUCAUUUCUGUUUUACAACACGUUUUUUAUGAUAUGCCUGCUGUGGUCAAUGCACGCGCGUGAUAAUCACGAGCCGCUACUAUUGGCCAUUUUGAUUAAUAUAUUGUCUAUUGUUAUCGAUGCCAUCUCUAUCGGUAUCUACUACGAGCCCAACCAUGCACCGUGGUUUGGCUUUAGUCUAUUUAUGGCCAUAACUAAUCUAUUAUUACGACCGAUCACAUCACUGGUUAUGUUGCGCGUGUUUAACGAGCGUAGUGGCCGAUACUCGACGUUUGGCUUUCCCGGUUUGGGUAGUGUUAAUCCCAGUGCCGCCAAUGCCGGCAGCGGUGUGUUUGGAAGCACUGGUGGUAUCGGUGGCGGCGGACCCGGUCGGGGAUCAUACGAAAAUAUUGAUGGCCAAAAUCGUGUGCCCCACCAAUCUGUGCCGAGUCCUAUACAUGAUGUGGAGGCUAAUAAUCAAUAUAAGUGAACCACUUUAUGUAGCACCAGGGUUCAUUAAUAUAUAGAAUUUAUUAUUAAUUAAUCUCUAUAACCACAACCACUACCCCAUAUGGUUAACCCACUCUUUAAUAAAUUAAAUUAAGAGAGUGUUUGAAACUUUAUGUACGAAAAAAUAAGUGAUCUUCCAAUUGAUGCUUAAAACUAAAAUAAUUUUAUUUAAAUACUAUUUUGUAAAUUAUAUUUUUAUUA
Molecule: messenger RNA, 807 nt
Organism: Oppia nitens
Lineage: Eukaryota; Metazoa; Arthropoda; Arachnida; Sarcoptiformes; Oppiidae
Product: type-1 angiotensin II receptor-associated protein-like
Exons: 3
Coding region: 17-586 (189 amino acids)
Biological process (GO): angiotensin-activated signaling pathway
Cellular component (GO): plasma membrane
Source: RefSeq, a predicted model, not a curated record